This is a messenger RNA of Solenopsis invicta (red fire ant), 1643 nucleotides long. RefSeq lists its product as uncharacterized. Bases 36 to 509 code for a protein of 157 amino acids. Gene Ontology annotation, molecular function: protein binding. The transcript is spliced from 2 exons. The record is from RefSeq and is a predicted model, not a curated record. NCBI's taxonomy places the organism in Eukaryota, Metazoa, Arthropoda, Insecta, Hymenoptera, Formicidae.
UUUAUUCUCUUAAAGAUAAAAAUUAAUUUACUCAAAUGUUGCUUGCAGAAAUACAGAGUUUUCAUAAAUGUGAACAUGAAUAUAAGCAUGUAUCUCAAUCUCCUAAACAAGAAUAUAAUGGUUGCUCUUUGUUAAAAGAUGAAUCGAAAUGUAAAAAGUUUAAAGAAAAUAUUCAGUUCUCUUCAGAUGAAUCCAAGAAGCUAUCACAUUCCAAUUUUUCUAUGUUUCCAAAUGAAAUAAUAUUAGAAAUAUUUAAAAAAUUAGAUUUACAGUCAUUACGUUGUAUGAGUCAGGUCAAUAAACACUUGAAUAUUUUAUCAUGGGACCCUAUGUUUUACAAAAACUUGAACAUGAGAGAUACACACUUUACGUGUUGGAAUUCUGAUAUAGCUACUAAAUUCCGUUAUUAUGCUCCCAGAUGCGAAUACUUGUCACAAUUGGAUCUGUCAUUUUGUUUAUUUCUUGUUUCGGAAUUUAUUGAUUUUCUUGAUACAUGUGGCAGACAUUAACACACCUGAAACUAAAUUACUGUCGUUCUAUCAAUGACUUAGCUAUACGUAAAAUUUCAGAGAUAUCUAAAAAUUUGAAACGUAUAUAUGUAUGUAAAUAUAAUUGUUAAAAUUAUAGAUAAGAUGUAUAUGAUUAAUUUAUAUGUAUUUUUUAUAUUAGAAUUGGAUCUAAAUUACUGUGGAGAAGAUAUAACCAGUGAAGGAGUUUCGUAUCUCGAAAGACUCGAAUUUUUGGAACGUUUACAUCUUCAAGAGAUAGAUUAUAUAGAAAUUUAUACUCUUUGUAAUAUACUGAGGAAUAAUCGACAGAUGCGUGACUUGAACAUAGCAGGCGUACUAAUAGGUACGCCUACAGUGGAUGUAGUUGCAAUAGAGUUGAAAAAUUCAUGUCCAAAUUUGGAAAGCAUAAAUUUCGAAGGAGAAAACUCUAUUACGUGGCAAGGUAUUGAUGCUCUUGCUGAGUGUAAAAAUUUACAGGAAUUGAAUAUUGGAGGGUACGUGACUUUUUUUAAUACAUAUUACCAUAUUUUCAUUGAAAAUUCGAUCUGUUUGCCUGUCUUACAUGCAUUUUGAAACAGCUAUAUUUUUUUAUUUGCGAAUGAAGGACUGUAAUAAUCAUAACUCGUUUACAACAGGUGUGUAAGCUACAAUUGGAGUAGUGAUAGUUUCCAUAGAUUGUUAUCUUCUUGUCAACACUUGGAAAAUAUCAACUUAGGAAAUUUUCAGGGAAUCACCGAUCGUGAUUUGACAACACUGAUGCUGUGCAAAAACUUAAAAUACUUAGAUUUGUCAAACAUACUUGUACCAUCUGACAUAUGUUCCGAGAUUUUAUUGAAGUGUUCGAAACUGGAAAAGAUUGAUCUUUACUGUACUGGUAUUAAGAAAAGUUUGAUUGAUCAAUGGAACGAAGAAUAUCAGCAUAUAUUAAUUAUCCAUGAUAAUGUAGUUUAAAAAUUAUGAUUCAUCACAAAUGUGCUAAUUAUUUAGAAUAUGGAUCUUAUCACAAAUUUUGAUAUAUACUUAUUCAAUUUUAAUAUGAAACGACAGAAUCUGACAGAGAAAGAACGCUUAGUCUCGCAAAGCAAAUUGUUAAUACUGAAAUAUACCCAAUAAAUAAAGAUUAAUUGAAAUUAA